AUGCCAUCAACAACACAAACAGACGUCCUAAUCUGCGGCAGCGGCUCCGCCGGCCUCAGCGCCGCAACCUGGCUCGCACGCUACGGGAUUUCCUGCAAGAUCCUCGAGCGUCGCCCAGGCCCCAUGACAAUGGGCCAAGCAGAUGGGGUACAGUGCCGGACAGUUGAGAUCUUCGAGAGUUUCGGACUGGGCGAGGAGUUGCUGCGCGAAGCGUACCAUGUGCUAGAGGUAGCGUUCUGGGCGGACGACGGGACGGGUUCAGGGCGGGUUGUGAGGUCUGGGAGGGCGGCGGAUGUGCAGCCGGGACUGUCACACUGUCCUCAUGUUAUCCUGAACCAGGCGCGCAUUAAUGGGCUGUUUAUUGAAGCGAUGAGGAGGUUUAAUGGGCAGGAGAUUGAGUAUGGAUGGGAUGUGAAGGGGGUUCAGGUUUUGGGGGAUGGGGAGUAUCCUGUGAAGGUCACUGCGGAGAAGGAUGGAAGAGAACAGGAUUUUGAAGCGAAGUAUGUUUUGGCUUGUGAUGGAGCGCAUAGCACAGUUCGCAAAACGCUGGGGUUUAGCAUGAUUGGAGAUAGCUCAGAUGCUGUCUGGGGUGUCAUGGAUAUGAUUCCACGCACGAACUUUCCUGAUAUUCGCAAGAAGGUCUCAAUCCGUUCAAAAGCGGGCAACUUGCUGAUUAUUCCCCGCGAAGGAGAGAACCGUAACCUCACGCGGUUUUAUAUUGAGCUUCCUGCGGGUACUAAGGCGAAGGAUGUCAAGCUUGAAGACUUGCAGCAAGCGUCUAGAAGUAUUCUAAGCCAGUACGAAGUGGAUUUCACGGAGACCGUAUGGUGGUCUGCAUAUGCUAUCGGCCAGCGACAUGCAGACUUCUUCCACAAGGAUUACCGCGUCUUCCUGGGAGGCGAUGCUUGUCACACUCACUCGCCAAAGGCUGGCCAGGGUAUGAACGUUAGCUUGCAGGAUGGAUACAACGUGGGCUGGAAGUUGGCACAUGUCCUGAAGGGGCUGGCUCCCCCGUCGCUCUUGGAAACAUAUGUUCUGGAGCGUCAAAAGGUGGCCAUCGACUUGAUUAACUUUGAUCGAUAUUUCUCGAAGUUAUUUUCGACAAAAGGAAAUGCUUCUCCAGAAGAGUUUCAGAAGGGCUUUGUCAAGUCUGGAAAGUAUACGGCUGGGCUGACGGCGAAGUAUGACGAAUCUCCAAUCACCUCUGAUCUGGGAUUAUCAGACUUGGCCAAAAACAUUAUUGUCGGGAUGAGACUUCCUAGCUCCCAAGUUGUUCGACACUGUGAUUCAAAACCAGUCCAGCUUGCGACUUCGUUCAACUCGGAUGGUCGUUGGAGAGUGAUGGUGUUUGCAGGGGAUCUGAGCAUUCCCCAGAACAAGACCCGACUGGACGCGGCUGGAGCUUAUCUUGGCUCAGAUGAGAGUCCGCUACAGAGGUUCCGGUUGGAUGGCGGCGAUUCUGAUAGCCUCAUCGAGCCAAUCCUCGUAGGACAUGGACCCCGACACAAUGUCGAACUCGAGCAGAUUCCCUCAGCGUUCUACCCCGUUACUGGGAAGAACCAGAUCAAAGACCUGCACAAAAUAUUCUUUGACGACGAGGCCUACAACAAAACGCACGGCCACCUCUAUGAACACCUUGGGAUUAACCCGCAGAAUGGUGUCAUUGUUAUUGUGCGGCCCGAUCAAUAUGUUUCUUCGGUCAUUGCCAUUGAUGACUAUAGGAGAAUCGGACAGUUCUUUGGGGGAUUCCUCAUGAAUCGAGAGGCAAACUCUAGCGGCAGCAAGCUGUGA
Aspergillus puulaauensis is the source of this 1791-nucleotide messenger RNA. RefSeq names its product putative phenol 2-monooxygenase. The record is from RefSeq and is a predicted model, not a curated record. Gene Ontology annotation, molecular function: FAD binding. Bases 1 to 1791 code for a protein of 596 amino acids. The transcript is spliced from 5 exons. Lineage: Eukaryota; Fungi; Ascomycota; Eurotiomycetes; Eurotiales; Aspergillaceae.